AUGACUUUGAGAGUUCUCUGGCCUCAUGCUUCUCUUAGCCUUCAAGUUUGACAGAUUUUGCCCCAGUCUCUGGCAAAGAAGUCCGUCAUCUUGCCUUGUGAACUUGAAAGUUGAAGUUGAAGCAGUCCCGAAGGGCGAUUAGCGCACUUUACGUUUGCUGUUUACAGGACGUCGUCCAAUCACUUUCUUGGAGCAGGAGCUUGAUUAGAAAGUACUGAUUUUCUAGGUCUGAUGGGGUCCUUGGCGCUCCGACCUAGAGCCCUCGGCCGACUUCUCGCCCAGACACCGGCCGCCAUGUCGUAUUGGAUAGAAACGGCUUCAGUAUCUCAAAGGAAUUUAAGCACACUUUUGCCAGCUUGUGGAAGCAGAGAAGUUGCAAGCAGCAGUGGCAGAACGGAACAGCAAACGCUAUGGCCAAGGGGCUCGCCUCUGAUCUCCUCAGUGUUUGCAACAGGUAUACAACAGCGCUCCAUGUUCAUCCAAACCCAGUCCACCCCCAAUCCUGCAAGUCUCAUGUUCCUUCCGGGUCAGAAGGUUCUGGAGGAUGGCAGCGCUGAUAUUGAGAACGCACGAGCAGCGAUGGCUUCCCCCCUCGCCAAGGCACUAUUUCGAAUCGACGGUGUCGUUCGCGUCUUCUAUGGGUCGGACUUUGUGACAGUUACAAAAAGGGAUGACAUUAACUGGUCAACUUUGAAACCGGACAUCUUUGCGGCCAUCAUGGACUUCUUUGCGUCGGGGGAACCUUUGUUCACAGACAAGGCUGGCAUGGCAGCCGACACAGCAAUUCACGAGGAUGAUGACGAGGUUGUAGCCAUGAUCAAAGAACUACUAGAAACAAGGAUUCGACCAGCAGUGCAAGAGGACGGGGGCGACAUCAUGUACAAAAGCUAUGACCCGGAUUCGGGCAUCGUGAAACUGAAGAUGCAAGGAGCUUGCAGCGGCUGUCCCAGCUCCUCGGUGACCCUGAAGAGUGGAAUUCAGAACAUGCUGAUGCACUAUGUUCCAGAGGUUCAAGGUGUCGAAGAAGUAACCGACACUGAAGACGAGGAUGUGGUGCAAUACGUGAAGAUACAGGAGCGCGCAGCAAACUGAUUGGAAGGGCCACUCUUGGACAGCUUUCAUUUCAUAGGGGGGAAAACCGGUAUGUAUGCCCAUCGGUUUGGUGAUUGCGCAAUGCUCGUCUUGAAUAAAGGAAAGUCUGCAGCUUGGCUUGCGUUCAAUAGCAGCCUACUUGGCAUCCAUCUUCGAGAUCAUCAACUACAUGCAUUGAUGUUAGUCUCGAAACUUCCUUGGAGAUAUGUUCACUUUCAGGUAUUACAGCUAAAUCGCUGUCUUUAUAAAAAGGUCUUCCAACAGCUGCGCCACUUUGCUCUCGCUUGGCUGUAUAGAUCUGUUUGCUCGAGAUGAGUCGAACAAGAAUUUCGAGCACAAACCCAGGGUGGAAAAUAUAAUACAACUUAAGUUUCAGAAUUGUAAGUUGUCCGCAAGUCUCCUUGGAUGGUUUUCUG
Messenger RNA from Klebsormidium nitens, 1508 nucleotides. NCBI's taxonomy places the organism in Eukaryota, Viridiplantae, Streptophyta, Klebsormidiophyceae, Klebsormidiales, Klebsormidiaceae. The record is from the annotation of a GenBank genome assembly.